Helicoverpa zea (corn earworm) is the source of this 2712-nucleotide messenger RNA. It is a transcript of the gene Best2, whose product is annotated as bestrophin-4. Bases 815 to 2461 code for a protein of 548 amino acids. NCBI's taxonomy places the organism in Eukaryota, Metazoa, Arthropoda, Insecta, Lepidoptera, Noctuidae. Gene Ontology annotation, molecular function: chloride channel activity. The transcript is spliced from 8 exons. The record is from RefSeq and is a predicted model, not a curated record.
AUCUCUCUCUUUCUCUUCUUCUCCACUUCUAAGUAUAUAAGCGUUUCUGCCACAGCGAAAUGAACACUCCCUACCUUUAGUAUGCGAUUGAAUUUGGAACGAAAGCGAAUUUCUGUAUACGUGUUUACGUAACUAGAAUUUGAUAACAUGCUUGAAUUGAUUUCAUUUCUGUCGGAGAACGAAUUGAAGUUUUCUACUGUACAGUUUAUGCAAUUUUUUGUAAGUAGGCGGCUGUUUAUGGAUACUGAUGAUAAUAUAAGUAAAGACGAAUGAUAAACAUAGGUACAUUUCAUUUCUAUGUACCUACUGCUCUACUAAUUAAUCACCUGCCUAAUGAAUCUUAUCAAAAUAAUAUUUAUUUAUUUUUAUUUGUUAUUCAGUCCAUGCAAUUAUGUUUAAUGCAUUAUUUCCAUCAGCAUGACCUAAGUACAAUUAUGGUGCACCACGAGCUUCACCAAUCUGAGUCAGUCGUUUCCUCAUACAAUUUGCGAUGUUGAAACAUUGAUUAAGUACAGUUUCGCGAGCUCCGUAACCACCGACUUGACUGCCAUGAUAAUAGUUCCAUUUCGUCUCUAACUACUUGUGAAAUAUCGUAUAGAAUUAUAUGAGACUAGCUUAUCUUUUAUAGAUUUGUAUGUUCCUACUUAUUGUAUUUUCAUUCAUAUAAUUAAUUGCAACUUCGUUAUUUGCACCUGCGCCUUGCGAAUUCCAUAAUGAGAACUAUUUGAAGUCUUUUAGGUAUCAACAAUAAGCAGAUUUUCCCAGCAAAUGAAAACAAUCGGGAAGCAACUACAAGGACGAGACAGGCCGCUUAAUGAGAAGAAACAUUGUCAGAUACGCCAUCCUAGCGUACGUCAUAACUCUUCAGAGGGUUUCCCUCAGGGUGAAAAGACGAUUUCCCACGUGGCAACAUGUAGUAGAUUCUGGUCUCAUGUUGGAGAGCGAGAGGAAAGUUUUUGAAAAGAUGGAUGGAAAAAGUCCUAUGUCAAAAUAUUGGAUGCCGUUGGUAUGGGCAACAAAUAUAAUUAAUCGUGCGAGAAAAGAGGGCUUGAUAACCAGUGACCACAUUGUCCAAACGCUGCUGGUCGAGCUAUCGGACAUAAGGCGACGGUUGGGAGCGCUCAUAGGAUACGAUACCGUGUGUGUUCCGCUAGUGUACACUCAAGUAGUAACGCUGGCACUGUACACUUACUUCGUGGCGGCGCUGAUGGGCCGUCAAUUGGUACCUCCAGCACCCGGAAGCACCUCCAAAUACGAGCCAGACGUAUACUUUCCACUGUUCACAGCUCUACAGUUCUGCUUCUACGUCGGCUGGUUGAAAGUGGCCGAGGUGCUAAUUAAUCCUUUCGGCGAGGACGAUGACGACAUUGAAUUAAACUGGCUCAUAGACAGACACAUUAAGGCUGCCUAUAUGAUAGUUGACGAAAUGCACGAAGAGCACCCGGAACUCCUGAAAGACCAAUACUGGGAGGAAGUGGUUCCCAAAGACUUGCCGUACACAGUGGCGUCAGAACAUUACCGAAGACAUGAACCGCCCUGCUCCGCCGAUCACUACAAAGUAAAGGCUGAAGAUGCAGUCUACGCCAACGUUCAGUCACCUAGGAAAAGUCACGACGAGACUUACGCUGACUAUGAGAGCGUAGACACACCACUAGUAGAAAGAAGGAAAAACUGGUUCCAGAGACAAAUAUCGAGAAUGGGGUCAGUAAGAUCGGCAUCGACGGCAUACUCUUCAGGCGGGCUCUUCGGACGGAAUAGGCAUAACUCGGUUGUUUAUUCAAGCCCCGAAGCCGGUCAGCCUGUGAUGCCGCCCCCGCCACAUCACAAGAUGUCAUUGUACGAACGACUGGUGGGCCGUAAAUCUGGCCGCGGCCAGCACAGACCGAGUUCCAGACAUGGAUCAAAAAGCAACGGAUCUGCUGUUCCAAUCACACUUCGUAAUAGACCUCGCAUACCAACACCGGAUGUAACAAAGGAGGUUAUGGAUCGCGAAAACCGAAUUGCUAUGGGCAUGCAAAAUAUGGGCGUUAUUAUGGCACACCAAGGCUACCAAAAUGAGGUGCCCGUACUGGGUGCCCUUGUUCUGUCUCCCAUCCAGGAACUGGACAGCGGAUCAGUUAACAACACACUGCACGCCGGGCAGCCGGGAACGACGGCGCUGGCUCAAGCUGUGCUUUCGCCGUCGUUGUCUGCAGGCGGUAUGCCACCGAUGAUAGCUGCGGCCCCGGUAACUCUAGGAGUUUCACAGCUCACGAGUUUAGUCAGUUCCACGCCGUCGAGCCCGCGCCCCGACCGAGGCGCUUCUGAUGGAUCAGGAUCCUCGCCUCAUGCUCCACGAGCCACAGUAACGGAACUACCUCCAUCAGACCGCGACAGCGAGCACAGCAAUGCGAGCACGGGUACACCGCCUGAGUUCACUCGAAAACGCAGUAGUUCCAAAAGAGGAGAAGUCUACGUGUAAUGACAUGGGUCCGUCCAUAGGUAUAUAUCCGUCCAUCGCGUGGUGCUUAUGAAAUUGUGAUCGAUAGUUUUAUGAGUCGAAUACCAAUUUCGUCUACUAUGAUCCUAAGUAUUCCACGUAUUUAGGAAGUCAUUGCAGUUAAAUGUAUAUUAUUAUAUAAGUCGAUUUGCAUUGUUAUCGGAGUAUAAAUUGAAUUUAAUGCACAGACAGGGAUUGAAUUGUAUAAUUUUUUAUUAUAGUUUUUCAUUUUA